UUCACUUUAGCUUAAAUAGCAGCAUGGAUGGACGGACAACAGAGAACAGGAAAAUAAAUGCACGCAUAGAUGUGAUGGAAGUAAAAGAGGAACCUCUGGACCUAAAUGAAGUAGAGGAGAAACUACAGAAACCUCAUGAUAUCAUCACUGAAGAAAAAUCUUUUGAUUGCUUACAAAUAUCAACUGAGAUGAGACAAACCAAACAUUCUGUCAGUUCCUGUCAACAUGGACACCACAGUGAUGACGUGAGCAAUAACAAUAAAGAGUGCCAGCAGUGUGGAAAAAGUUUUAUACAUGAAGACGACCUUGAGUCUCAUGCAAGUUUUCACACCGGAGAGAAUCCAUACAAAUGUCCUCAAUGUGAAAAGAGUUUUGCACAUAGAGGACGACUUAGGAAUCACAUAAAAAUUCACACUGGAGAAAAGUCUUUUAUCUGCCCUCGGUGUGGAAAGAGAUUUAUAAAUUCAGGUAAUCUUUAUAGACAUUUGAGAAGUCACACUGGAGAGAAGCCGUACACCUGCUCUCAGUGUGGAAAGAGUUUUACAGAGAAAACAUACCUUGAGCGUCACUUACCAGUGCACACCGGCCAAUGGCCUCUCACUUGCCUUCAAUGUGGAAAGGGUUUCACAAAAGCAGGAAGUCUCAAAAUUCACCAGCAAUCUCAUUCUGAAGAUAAACCAUUCAACUGUGAUCUUUGUGGAAAGGGUUUCAAACAAAAAGGAAGCCUUCAGAAUCAUAAAAAAAUUCACACCGGAGAGAAGCCGUACAAAUGUCCUCAGUGUGAAAAGAGUUUCAGACGGAAAGGACACCUAAAGGAUCACAUAACAAUUCACACUGGUUACAGACCUUUCACGUGUCCUCAGUGUGGAAAGUGUUUUAGAGAGAAAAGAUACCUUGAGCGUCACUUCCCAGUGCACACCGGCCAAUGGCCUCUCACUUGCCUUCAAUGUGGAAAGGGUUUCACAGAAGCAGGAAAUCUGAAAAUUCACCAGAAAUCUCAUUCUGGAGAAAUAUUGUUCAACUGUGAUCAGUGUGGAAAGGCUUUCAAACAAAAAUGCAGCUAUAAAACUCAUCUAAAAUCUCACCUUGGAGAAAGGCCUUACAAAUGUCUUCAGUGUGAAAAGAGUUUCAGACGGAAAGAACACCUUAAGGAUCACAUGACAAUUCACAAUGGUUGCAAACCUUUCACGUGUCCUCAGUGUGGAAAGGGCUUCACAAAAAAAAGACUCCUGAAUGAUCACAUAAAACACCAUUUAAAUAUGCAAAGUGGAUGAGUUAUGUAUAUGUAUUUAUGUAUAUAUAUAUAUAUAUAUAUAUAUAUAUAUAUAUAUAUACCUCUCAAUUGAGAGAAAUAGGAAGAAAAAUAAUAAUAAAUAAUGUUAAUGAUAAUCAAAUAAAUAUAUAUAUACAUUUUCUCUCCCCAUACAGGGGAUGGUCACACCACACACUGAACUCCUACAAAACUUCUCCCAAGCCCUGAGGUGGAGACAGUUUAUUAAGGAGUUCAAUGUAGUGACAUAUAUUAAGAUGGUUAAUCCACACUGUCUAUUCUCCGUGAGCCCCUUACAGGUUGUGGUGGCACUACUUGGUCAACUCUUACAAAGCUUCUCCCAAGCCUUGGGGAAGGAGUCAGUUUAUUAGGAAGUUCUCUGACAUUGCCUUGCACUAGAGAGGUUUCUAGGCGCACAGAGGGUUAAAACCAGCGAGUUUGUUCUUCCUACUCCUGGCACGCAGGACAUUUUAGAGCAUCUGGACUUAAUGACGCAGAUGGACAAAUGGCAUCAGUUUUAAAGGAGCAUUUCACCCAUAGAAACAUUAAUCUUUAUUGAAAGUGUGUCAUAUUUGUAGUCCAAAUGUAACAUACAUUUAGAAUUUGGUGCCUAUUUGACAGAGAAAAGGGGUGUUUGUAGUAUCACUCCCUCAACAAAGAUAUUGGACUUCCUUCUUUCAAUGAUGCAAAAUGAUGAUUUUUACAUCAUUGAAAGAAGGAAGUGCAACACUGAAAUCUGUAUUUCUCCUGUCUCAGCGGCAACUGAGAAAAUUAUGCAUGACCAUUUAAAAACAUGACUGGGGUUCUAACUAUACAAAGCUUAAUGCAAAUGGGUGAAGUGUCCCUUUAAGAAGGUUGCUGUUAUGACCGUGUUGCCCUUGCUUCUUUUUUGUCCACCAAUCAAGUAACUUGUCAUAAGUAAAAAAUGAACAAAUAAAUAAAUGAGUAAACUAUUGUGUAUCGGUGAUCUCACAGGCUGACCAUAGGACAAUUUCAAAAUGGGCCAUAUCACCCAACACUAGUCACAAUAUUCCAAGGUUCGUUCUUUUCAGAUAACUACCAUUAAAAACUCAUAACACACGGUAACCCGGAUGCUGCAAAUCAUUUUGCCAAGUACAGUUUAAUAUUCUACAAAAAUGUAAUAUGUCAUUUAAUAACAAAAACUAAAUGCAGCUAUUAAGCUCAACUUAAAACUCACACAGGAGAGAAGCUGUACAAAUGUCUUGUUUGGACGCUUCUACUUGCACUCUGUGCUUUUGGUUUUUCGCUAUUAUCUUUUGAUUUAACUAACAGCAGUUCAGCACAGUGCUCAAUCUAAACAAAAGUGAAAUUCCAAAAAAACUAACUAAGAAGGUUUCAAGUCUCAGUUAAAAACUUAUCUUUUUACUCUGAUGUUCGUUGUGAAUAGACCAUAUAUCUUGAUGUUAUUUAUUAUUUUAUCUCAUGUUUAUCUUCUUAGAUGUUUUUAGUUUCUUUGUAUAUUAAUCUUGUUUAGUUGUUAAUUCCUAUUUGUAUGCCUUUUUAAUACUGGGAAGCACUAAAAUGUGCUAUAUAAAUGAAUAAAGUUGAAGUUGAAUUGGGCACUGAAAAUAAAACUACAAAUUCUUGAAGCUAUAUUGAUAUUUGGAAUAUUCAACAACCUGGGGAAUGUCAUAGCGGUCUACCAGUCUGUUAGUGCCGGCAGUUGACAUUCCUAAAACAGGACAACGCAGCUGCCAAAAUGCCUUCUUUUGGAUCUCAAUCCACCUGCUGCUCAAACUGCCCCAGACUUCUAAAAAAGAUCCUUUUCAGGGGAUGGUUCAAAACCAUAAUCAUCAUAUUAAACUAUUAUAUGUAUUCAGUAUUGUUUUCAUUUUAUGAAAAUAUUAUUAUGCAGUAGAUAAGACAUAAGCUUAUGAAAUUAUUUGCUUAUUUAAAAAAAUCAUUUAAAACAUAACAAAAGUACGUGCAAACACAUUAAGAAGUGUUAUUAACAUUGUACUGUAAUCACAUUUUUGUGAUAGUAGCAGAAUUAAUAAAUCAGCAAAAUCAGCGUAUUUUUAUCAGCAUAAUAUUAGUUGUGUUUAGUAGUUUCUAUAAAAAAUGGUUUUACUGGAUGGAUGUGUGGAUACAGUUAAUAGAUGCACAUGCGCCACAUACACAUUCAGCACUUGGGCGUGUAGUAUGGUUUAAACAAAUGUUUUGUAUAGAUUUACUGUGUUUGUACCAGCUAUUAUGGCAACCCCCAACUGCACAAAUUAUGCCGGUCUUCCUGGAUUAGGUAAUAAACAUUAAAAAGCCAGUCAAAAUGCACACUCGUGUCCCUCACAAUACGACUACCAUUAGCUUUAGUGGCUCACCGGAAGUCUUACACAAAGGAUCUCAAAGAUGGUGAUGCCCAGAUUUAUGUCAAAGAUAUGGUGUGGAUAGUAUGUUUGAGAAUAGAACUUUAAUAAAAUGUUAUUGUUAUCAUUUAUAAUUGAAUUUUUACAACAACACAAACUAUUUAUACAGAUAUGCAAUUAUAUAUUAGGCCUAGAGCCUAUAUUUCUGCAUAUGUACCUGUGUAGCUAAUGGAUUUCAGAUCAAUCUAAUAUUACCAAGCUAAUCUUACAUGUGAGUAUAAUCUGAGUGGACAUCCAUGACAUGCGGAGUCCCGCAAGGCUCAAUUCUAGCACCACUCCUGUUCAACCUGUAUAUGCUCCCACUGAGCCAAAUAAUGAGAGAGAACCAAAUUGCCUAUCACAGUUAUGCAGACACCCUCAGAUCUACUUAGCUCUAUCCCCUAACGACUACAGCCCCAUUGACUCCCUGUGCAAAUGCAUUGAUGAAGUUAACAGUUGGAUGUGCCAAAACUUUCUUCAGUUAAACAAAGAGAAAACUGAAGUCAUUGCGUUUGGAAACAAAGAUGAAGUUCUCAAAGUGAAUGCAUACCUUGACGCUAGGGGUCAA
Molecule: messenger RNA, 4201 nt
Organism: Paramisgurnus dabryanus
Lineage: Eukaryota; Metazoa; Chordata; Actinopteri; Cypriniformes; Cobitidae
Biological process (GO): regulation of transcription by RNA polymerase II
Molecular function (GO): DNA-binding transcription factor activity; RNA polymerase II cis-regulatory region sequence-specific DNA binding
Source: RefSeq, a predicted model, not a curated record